GGCUGACCACGGCAACCCUCAACGAUCGGUCCACUCAAUUACGAUUUACAAUGCCCCAUCCGACCGCCGGAGUCAUACCAGAACCAGUUUUUACCUAUUUGGCCUUAAUAAUCUCGUCGUUGACGAUCGGAUAUUGGGUCGGAUUGGGAAGGUCCUUAGGUUACACUCGAGGCAAUUCUAAUCCGUCUCGCCGGACCGAUAGCGAUAGCGAUGAUGACCUGAAGCGGAAUGAGAAACGGGGAGGGGGCUCUUCGGAGUCUGAUUUAGACAGUCAUGAUGAAGCCGAUCUAAAAUCUAUUCGACCAAAUUGGAGCGAAGAAAGCAAACUGGUACUUGUGGUACGGAGUGAUUUAGGGAUGACCAAGGGCAAAAUAGCGGCGCAGUGUUGUCACGCGACGCUGGCUUGUUAUAAGACGCUAAACAAGUCCAACCAAGCUUUACUUCGACAUUGGGAAAGGAGCGGACAACCAAAGAUCGCCCUGAAACUUGAAAAGAACGAGUGCGCGACGGAAGAGGAUGAAAUGCUACUACUGAAAGCCAAAGCAAGAAGUCUUGGACUCUGUGCUCAAGAUAUUUGUGAUGCUGGACGGACCCAAAUCGCAGCCGGUAGUCGAACCGUUCUAGGAAUUGGCCCUGGACCUGUGGGACUAAUUAAUCAAGUGACUCGACACUUGAAGCUCUUGUAACCAACUCUUGCCUCAAAAUGCGCCGAGAGACAGCUUGCGAAAUACCUUGAUUAGCAUCCAUUUGGUUGCUUUCCGAAUGAAUUGCUUCAUCAGACCAGAUUUUUUUCUCAUGACUUAACCCUUGUACACACCCUUGAUUUCAAAACUCGCAGGAUAACAUCUUCCCUUCGAUUCGCCAGAUUCAUAUCAAGGUAUCGUCCAUGGAACCAUUUGUAACAUCUAUUUGCCAAUGAGUUUGACGAAACCAAUUCCCAUGUUCAGUGGUUGUGUUUAUCCCAAAAUCAGACUGAUCAAAUGCGAGUGAGUUGUUUAGUAUUUCAACACGACAUUUCACCUCUAAAUGCCCAUUGUUGAGGCUAGUCAGAACUCGCUACAACCUAACACAUCAGAUAACAAAUCGAGGUAGCCCUGGCUUGUUUGCUCUGCCUUACAAAUAUUGCAAUCUUGAUAGCGCAUGCUUCACGUCAUAGGCUGGAUAAAAAAUGCCCGCCACUUUCAAGGUUGUAUGCUGGGUCGAAGACACACCAAUAAACCUCAAUCUUUGAGCUAUAUGCUGAACUGCUGCAAUCAAAUAG
This is a messenger RNA of Puccinia graminis f. sp. tritici CRL 75-36-700-3, 1261 nucleotides long. Its product is annotated as PTH2 family peptidyl-tRNA hydrolase. The transcript is spliced from 6 exons. Gene Ontology annotation, cellular component: cytosol; mitochondrion. The coding region runs from base 51 to 686 and encodes 211 amino acids. The record is from RefSeq and is a predicted model, not a curated record. Gene Ontology annotation, molecular function: peptidyl-tRNA hydrolase activity. Lineage: Eukaryota; Fungi; Basidiomycota; Pucciniomycetes; Pucciniales; Pucciniaceae.